Molecule: messenger RNA, 1599 nt
Organism: Kazachstania africana CBS 2517
Lineage: Eukaryota; Fungi; Ascomycota; Saccharomycetes; Saccharomycetales; Saccharomycetaceae
Gene: DIT1
Product: Dit1p
Exons: 1
Coding region: 1-1599 (532 amino acids)
Source: RefSeq, a predicted model, not a curated record
AUGACGUUAACCGAGAAAACACCACAGGUUGUAGAGACUGAUAAGGUCUCUAACUUUCCUCAAAAUGUACCUAUUCCUCACCAAAAGGACAAGGAUAUGUCAACGUACAGCAAAUUUUUGGCUAUAUAUACUAGACAUCCUGAGACUCAAGAAAUUUACUGCAUCGAGGAAAAGCAAGGUUGUAAGUUUGAGGAAAACUGGGAAGAUUUCAAGAAAUUUCUCACAACGGAAAAAUUUAGUUAUUCUUCACAAACUACUAAAAUCAAAGAAUAUGUAGUUGACGCUAAUAGUUCUAAGAUAUUUUCGGAGACUAUUGAAUUACCUUUUAAGAUUUCUGAGUAUAAGCGUGACGGUGAGAAUCAAAUAAGAGGAUGCGUCACUACAAUUGAAGACGAAAAUGAUUUCAACGACUGGUUUGUUUUUCACAUAUUAGACCAGUCUCGUAUGCAUAACCAUGAAAAAAGUAUUGAUGUUGAAGUGGCAAAAGUAAAGUACCAUGAGAUCUUCACUGAUUACUUUGCAUCCAACCUGAAAAAUACUAUUGUUGGUGAUGAAUGGGAAAAGGGCGGAAGAGAUUACUUCAUUGAUCGUGUUAAGUAUUUCACCGAUCGCUAUUUGAGGAUUGAGUGUAUCUUGCCUGCAUUCCCAUGCAAAUCAUCUAAUCAGAACAAAGUGAAUGGAACGAUGCCAGAUAAAGGAGAGGAACUGGCAUUAAGAAGGCUGAUCAAAGCUACAACAGAGGUCAGCAAAGUGUAUCCACCAGGGAUGAAAGUUUGGAUUGUUAGUGACGGACAUGUCUUUUCAGAUUGUAUUGGUGUAGACGAUGACAUUGUUUCCACGUAUACUGGCCAAUUGCAUACAUUGUACGAAACAAUUAAAUCUGAUGACAGUGACCCAAUUGGUUUUUGUGGUUUAAACGAUUUAUUUUUCACUGGUCUUGCAGCUGACCUAUUUGAUCCAAAUUGGGUCUCUGAUCUCAAACUACCACAUUAUACAGGAACCAAAAUAUGUUCUGUCUCAGAACUCUCACGACAAAUUUUGAUGAAGGGUUGCGACACAGAUGAUGGGAGAUUGAAAACUGAAAUUAACAUACCUGGUCAUCCGAGGCUAUACCUUUAUAGAGGCUUUUCCAAAUUCAUGGCAGAGGAUCUAUCUUUACUACCAUAUUUUUCAGGUUGUUCAAGAAAGGGUUUCAAGAAAACUGUUUCAAAGAUUGCAUUCAAUAUGAUCAGAAGAAAUGAUGCAUACUCUAAUUUAGUGGAAUUAGUUUUCCCUAAUUAUGUCAGAAUUUCCAUUCAUGCACAUACCAACAAGGGACCAAAAUAUGGUAUCAAAGUUAUCUCAACAAACCAAUGUCGUACUGUUAAAUCCUUGGAGGACAUUAACGCAGAGCCGACAUUCGAGGAUCUUCUACAUAUUCCAACGCCAUGGCAUAAUUGCGUUGUGAAGGUCGAGAAUUCAAGUGAUGGUAACAUAGAAUUUUUUUUGACAAAGUCAAAAAUAGUAAAAGAUGGUUUGGAAAGUGGAAAGUUCCAAGGUGCCUGGAAAGAAACAUGUAUCGAAAAUGGUGAAGGGGGUUACUAUUCGAUAGUGAAGUAG